This is a messenger RNA of Solanum stenotomum, 678 nucleotides long. RefSeq lists its product as uncharacterized. The coding region runs from base 1 to 678 and encodes 225 amino acids. Lineage: Eukaryota; Viridiplantae; Streptophyta; Magnoliopsida; Solanales; Solanaceae. The record is from RefSeq and is a predicted model, not a curated record. The transcript is spliced from 2 exons.
AUGGCUGAGAUGAUCACAGAGCAAGGGGUGACACUGAGUACUAAUGAUGAAAUUGGGGAGGCAGCAGUUCAAUUUUACAAAGAUCAAUUUUCUGAAGAGAGAAGAGUAGAAGAGUAUUCAAUGCUGGAACAUAUUCCUAAGUGCAUAACCAAUGCAGAAAAUGAAGUAAUGACAAAGCUUUCUAAUCAAGAUGAAGUUAAAAAAGUGGUUUUCAAGCUUAAUGGAAGCAGUGCAUGUGGGCCAGAUGGCUUUAUUGGUCAUUUCUUUCAAAGCUGUUGGGAGAUAAUUGGAGAAGAUAUUACCAAGGUGGUGAGGGCUUUCUUUUGUGGCCAAAAGCUGCCUAAGUUUGUAACUCAUACAAACUUGGUGUUGUUACCCAAAAGGUAUCAGCAAAGCUUUGUUAAAGGAAGGAACAUUACAGAGAAUAUCUUAUUGGCGCAGGAAAUAAUCAGAGACAUUAACAGGAGGAACAAAAAUAUUAAUGUGGUUGUCAAGUUGGAUAUGGCCAAAGCAUAUGGCAGAGUUUCUGGGAUCUUUCUAACGAAAGUUCUGAGAAAAUUUGGCUUUGCAAAGGCAAUCAUUGAUAUGAUAUGGAGAAUCAUGUCCAACAAUUGGUACUCAGUAUUAAUAAAUGGCAAAGCACAUGGAUUUUUCCAGUCCUCUCGAGGACUGAAGUAG